AUGGCUAGCCAAAUAUCUGUGGGCGCCUUGAGUGCUAUGUUUGACAGCACGAAACUGCAUGUGCCCCAACCAAUACUGCAGUGUCUGCGGAUCAAGCCAGUUGUUGUGCGGGAACAAGAUCGCUACGGUGUGGUCUUCAGUGAUGUGAACCACUUUGUUCGAACAAUGCUUCCUACCCAGUUGAACAGCUAUGUGACGGACGGGAUACUUCGACGUGGCUCCUUUGUGCGACUGACCAAUUUCCAGGUCAGCGUUGUGAAAGGCAAACAUCUUCUCAUAAUCAUGGGCCUCGAAGUCCUCAGUGCUCUGGGCGAAGCGGAAAGAAUUGGAGAUCCGAAACCUUUAGAACCAAAGUCCGGAGAUGAGAUGGGAGGGCAAUCAACCACUCUUUCCAGUAACGAAUUCUAUAACGCACCACAGCCGCACAAUCCUCCACAACACUUUCAAAAUAUUCAGCGGUCUCGGCCAUCUGGCAUGACCUCCAAUGCAAACAUAUUCUCUAUUGAGGCCUUGUCCCCGUUUGCUAACAAUAAGUGGACUAUCAAAGCACGUUGUACGCACAAAUCUAACAUCAAGACAUGGAAAAACACUUUUGGAGAAGGAAAGCUUUUCAGCGUCAAUCUGCUGGAUGACAGUGGUGAAAUCAGGGCUACUGCCUUCAAAGAUCAGUGUGAUUUACUCUACCCUAUCUUCGAAGAAGGAGCUGUUUACUAUAUCUCGAGCCCUUGCACAGUCAAGAUGGCAAAGAAAGAAUUUAGUAACGUGAACAACGACUAUGAACUCACUUUCGAUAGAGACACAGUUGUUGAAAAGGCCGAAGAUCAAAAUGAUGUUCCACAGAUUCGCUUCAAUUUUACUAGCCUAGGAGAUUUGCAAUCAAUUGACAAGGGAACGACAAUUGACGUACUAGGAAUAUUGAAAGACGUUGAUGCCACUUCUCAAGUGACUUCUAAAACUACGGGGAAGCCAUAUGACAAGCGAGAGCUUACGCUUGUUGAUAAUUCUGGAUUUUCUGUCCGUCUUACCGUAUGGGGAAAUACAGCCACUAACUUUGACACUCCCCCCGAGUCCGUUGUUGCAUUUAAAGGUGUUAAAGUAUCUGAUUUCGGAGGCCGCACAUUGAGUCUACUGAGCUCCGGCACAGUAACAGUUGACCCUGACAUUGAAGAAGCACAUAGACUGAAGGGCUGGUAUGAUGCCCAAGGAAAGUCAAAUUCCUUUACCGCCUAUUCCUCCGGAGCUACUGGAGGCGGCGGUGGCUCGUGGCCUACUUUCAAAACUAUCUCUGAAAUUCGAGACGAAGAAAUUCCAAGCGCAGAUAGCUUUGAAAGCUUCUCGCUAAAGGCCACUGUGAUCCACGUAAAGGACAACUUGUGCUACCCUGCCUGCCCGAAUGAAGCAUGCAAGAAUAAGAAGGUGACUAGAGGCGACUUGGACCAGUGGCACUGUGAGCGAUGCGAAAGGUCGUACGCCAAUCCCAAGUAUCGCUACAUACUUUCACUCAACGCCUGUGACCAUACUGGCCAAAUCUGGUUGAGCUGUUUCGAUGAAGCCGGCCAGAUGAUAUUUGGCAUGACUGCAGAUGAGCUGAUGAAAAUCAAGGAGGAAGAUGAUGCAGCUGCAAAUGAAAUAACCAAAGGCGCAACCUACUGCACAUGGAACUUCAAGUGCCGGGCAAAGCUGGAUACCUAUCAAGAGCAACAACGAACCCGGUAUAAUGUUUAUGCGGCUACACCCAUUGACUAUGCUACAGAGGCCGACCAACUAUCCAAGUUGAUCGCAUCGUACAGUAUCUAA
Trichophyton rubrum CBS 118892 is the source of this 1797-nucleotide messenger RNA. RefSeq lists its product as uncharacterized. The record is from RefSeq and is a predicted model, not a curated record. Gene Ontology annotation, biological process: double-strand break repair via homologous recombination; telomere maintenance via telomerase; nucleotide-excision repair. The transcript is spliced from 6 exons. Gene Ontology annotation, molecular function: single-stranded telomeric DNA binding; damaged DNA binding. NCBI's taxonomy places the organism in Eukaryota, Fungi, Ascomycota, Eurotiomycetes, Onygenales, Arthrodermataceae. Gene Ontology annotation, cellular component: DNA replication factor A complex; nucleus. The coding region runs from base 1 to 1797 and encodes 598 amino acids.